AUGUCGCAGCCUCCAGGGCUCCUCAGAAGAGAGCCUCGGCUGAAAGGGAAGCAGGACGCCUGUGAACCGCCUUCAGCACCCGCUGACCCUCGGGCUCGCCCUGCCUCUAGUCCACCCUCCGCUCGCGGCCCCUGGCGGCGGGAACGGGGAGCUGCCCGCGGCGCAUGCGCGGUGGUGUUGCCUGCUCCGCCAAGCGCGCAUCGGAGAGUUCGGGGGCAGUCAGCGGGGUGGCGGCAGCGCAGGGCCGGCAGCGCUCGGCCACCUCCGCUGUCCGCAUACCGUCUACCGGCGGACCCUCACCUCGGUUUGCAGCGACCCGGUAUUUGCAAGUUCCCUGCCCUGACAGUAAUCAUGGAUAGUGUAUUCUUAACAGAGGACAAAGCCAAUUCUUUGUUAAAAAGAUACCCGAGAGCCAACACGUUUCUGGAAGAAUUAAAGCAAGGUGACAUCGAACAUGAAUGCAGGGAAGAAAUCUGUAGCUAUGAAGAAGCAAGAGAAGCAUUUGAAAAUGAGGAAAAAACGAAGGAGUUCUGGAAACUCUACAAAAAUGGACUUCAGGGAGAAAGUAACACAGGACAUUCCUGGUAUUCAUUUUACCUUGCAUUUCCAUUAAUCAUUGGCCUUUUUGUUAUCCUCAUUGUCGUUUUUGUCAUCUGGAGAUGUCUGUUUAAAAAGAAAAUGCGUAGACAGUUGGUGUACGUGCACAGGGGAGCCCACGAAGCCAUGGGUGAUGGUGCCGUGGCUGAUGGCAGAGGUCCUCUUCCACCGCCUCUCAGCAUUGUUCAUUCCCCACAGGAGGAAAUGUAUGAAGUCAGUGGGCUCUCUCCAGGAGGUCUGAGCUAUGCAGAUGGACGAUCAGACUCAAUAUCCACAAGGCUCUCAAACUGUGAUCCUCCUCCUUCAUAUGAGGAAGCCACUGGUGAAAUCAGUAUGAGAAGUGAAACCGAACAACAUUUAGAUCCACCUCCCCAGUACGAAGACAUUGUGAAUUCCGCUUCAGCCAGUGCAGUUGCACUAUCUCCUGUUGUCACCAGUACUAAGUAAAGCAGGAAGAAUGCUAUGGACUUUUAAAAAUUACUAAUCAUUUUGUAGCACUUUAUCUUAUUAUGCAUUUCUAUAAUUUAACAGACUUGUACAAUGAACUUCACUUGUGUUUAGACUCACUUGUUCCUUGGGUUUGGGAUUUUUUUGGGCAGGUCUUAGAAGGAAUCUGUAUUGAGAGUUUAGUGCAGGUACAAUGUGGUGCUCUGUCAUACUUCUCAAAAGUACCUCUGAUUUGAGGGUAGUCACUUGUUUUAUACCAAACAUUGUCCACAUUCCCCACAAGAUUUGUGGAAUCGUCCUCCGCUUUCCUACUGCAAAGUGUUAGAAUUGCCUGAAAUUUGGAAUCCUUAAGCAACAUUUUAGAUAGCUAUUUACACUAAAGGGGACUGAUUUUUGCAGUAUUGCCUCUUGUUUCGGCUUCUUUUCCUCACUUGGUUUUUUGUUACGUGCUGCAGCCUAUCCUGGACCCUUGGAAGGCUGAGAGCUGUAUGCCUUUGUGUUCAAACCAGACUCUGCUGGUGUAAUAGCAAUAAUUUCAGAGUCCUAGCAGAAGUGCAUUCUAAAGCUUUUGCUAUUACAACUCAAAAUUCUGUACGUGUUUAGAAUCUAACAAUUCAAUGUGGUAAUUAGCAAAUUUAAUAGUGUACAUUUUUGUCUGUGUUCUGCUUUUCCUCUCCCUUCCCCUGUCUGUUGGUAGUUGUGUAUUCUAGAGGUGAGAAGUGUGCAUAUGUUAACUUUAGACUUGAAAGUUCAUGCAGCAGUAAAUAAUGAAAUACUGAAAUACUCAAGAGUGGAUAAAAUCCUAAUCAUAGUCUUCCUACCAUAGUCUUCACUGGGACCAGGAUAUUAUCCAUAAACAUGUAAGUCCAAAGGUAUUACUUUCCUUUUUAAAAGGGAAGAAAAAGGGAAAGCAUUCAGUGUGUGUGCCUUCCCCCCCUCACUCCCCCCAACUAUGAAAUAAAAACUCCUUCCUCAAAUCCUGAUUCUCUUUUGCCUCUUGAGUACUUCCAUGUACCACAUGUGCACCUCACGGUGGUGGCUGUGGGAAUCCUUUGUAGAGUAUACAGAUGCAGAUGCCUUUUUGCCUUUUCUCAGUGAAUUAUAUCUAUUCUUUAGCCAUUCCAACAAGGUGCUU
Dryobates pubescens (Downy woodpecker) is the source of this 2179-nucleotide messenger RNA. It is a transcript of the gene PRRG1, whose product is annotated as proline rich and Gla domain 1. Gene Ontology annotation, molecular function: calcium ion binding. The coding region runs from base 1 to 1044 and encodes 347 amino acids. Lineage: Eukaryota; Metazoa; Chordata; Aves; Piciformes; Picidae. Gene Ontology annotation, cellular component: extracellular region. The transcript has 5 exons. The record is from RefSeq and is a predicted model, not a curated record.